Messenger RNA from Symbiodinium sp. CCMP2456, 744 nucleotides. The record is from the annotation of a GenBank genome assembly. NCBI's taxonomy places the organism in Eukaryota, Dinophyceae, Suessiales, Symbiodiniaceae.
AUGCCAGCCAAGACGAACAAACAGAAGAAGGCAGCCAUCUAUGCCAGGGUUAGCUCUACCUCUCAGAAAGACGGAGCGGGAAUAUCGCGUCAGAAUGCGAGGUGCAAGGCUACAUGCAAGUCGAUUGGCGCCAAAGUGGCUUUGGAAGUAUCCGAAGUUGUGUCCGGGUCCCUGCCACUGAAACAGCGCAAGAUCUUCAACGAACUCAUGGAGAAAUGCAAGGACAAGGGUGUCUCCAAAAUCAUUGUCGAGGGAACCCGAGCAUUUUCGCGCAAUGCCCAAGUGUCCGAGACAAUCUACGAGAGAAGCAAGGAAUUGGGGCUCAACAUCAUCCCGGUGGAUGUCCCAGACUUGUUGGAACACAACCCCAACCCUGCGCAAAAGUUCUUGCGGCGAGUCAUGUUCUCCUACACGGAACUGGAGAAGGAUAUGGCAGUACAGCGGCUACAACAUGGGUGGAACCGAAAGCUCACUGAGGCAAAGAAGAAUCACAGAACAGGGCAGUGCAAAGCGCGCCUCAACCAAUCCGGCAAGGUCAAGAUCAAUGGACGCAAAAGCAUCGUGGAAACCAAGAGCCUCAGCGGCAAGCAACGAAGGCAACUCCUUGAACACACCAAACUCUACUUCAAUGGCGACGUGACGGUCAGAGAGCUCGCAAAGCACUUCUCUAAAGCCAUGAAGUUGACAAAGGUCAUGGCAGCAGAAACUGCUCGUCGCACAGCUCACUCUCUACAGAAGAAGUGA